Gadus chalcogrammus (walleye pollock) is the source of this 3464-nucleotide messenger RNA. Its product is annotated as immunoglobulin-like domain-containing receptor 2. Bases 284 to 2467 code for a protein of 727 amino acids. NCBI's taxonomy places the organism in Eukaryota, Metazoa, Chordata, Actinopteri, Gadiformes, Gadidae. Gene Ontology annotation, biological process: pancreas development. The record is from RefSeq and is a predicted model, not a curated record. The transcript is spliced from 10 exons. Gene Ontology annotation, cellular component: membrane.
AAGUUCAGUAUUUAAAAAAAUACACGUCAAGGGUAUAGGUCUAUAUUUAUUAAAUGAAACGCAACUGAUGACAGUAUGUUGUCUGGCCUUAAUAAAAUGUAAAUACAUUGUGGACACCCACUUGUUAUUAUUCGUGCUGCUUACCCGUCGCUGUAGUGGUACAAUCCCGUUAGUCGCAGUUGAUUUACUGCGCCGUUGCAAAGACUGAAGCAAGUAACCAAGCCGUCAACAAGAAGUCCCAUCAUGUGGACUGUUUGUACUGCACUGUAAAACGGACGGUAAAAUGAAGUUUUGUCGUUUGGCUGUGUUGAUAUGCGUAUUGGUCUGCGUCUGUGACGGCGUGCACGUGACGGUGCAGGAGGAGCAGCAGUUCGCCAUGCUCUUCCAGACGGUGGUCUUGCCGUGCCAGUACCACACCGCCUCCACCAAGACGCCGGUGGUGCAGUGGUGGUACAAAUCCUACUGCCGCGACCGCACGCAGGAGUCCUUCUCCCCCAGCACUCUGGGGGCGAUGGGCUCCGCCCUCGGUGCCCAGUCCCACCUGGAGUGCUCGGAUACCAGCCGCACGGUGCGCAUCGUGGCCUCCGGCCAGGGACCCUCCAUGACCCUGGCUGAGCACUACAAGGGCAGAGACAUCGCCAUCGUUGACAAAUCGAACUUGCGGAUCGGUGAGCUCCAGUGGGGCGACAGUGGCGUGUACUUCUGCAAAAUUGUCAUCCCAGACGACCUGGAGGGCAAGAAUGAGGGCCAAGUGGAAUUACUAGUGCUGGGUAGGACAGGUGAGCAGCACGAUAUCCUACCUGAGUUUGAUGUGGAGAUUAUGCCAGAGUGGGUGUUUGUUGGAUGUGUUGCCCUGGGCAGUGUCCUCUUCCUGUUGCUGCUGGGCGUCUGCUGGUGCCAGUGCUGCCCCCACUCCUGCUGCUGCUACCUCCGCUGCUGCUGCUGUCCGGAGACCUGCUGCUGUCCACGCCACUUGUACGAGGCAGGCAAGAUGGCGAAGACUGGCCAGCUGCCCCAGACCCUCCAGCCGUCCCAGGUACCAGUGUACCCCUACUACAUCCCUGGGGUGCCCACCCUGGUCCCUCUAGCCCCUCCGGCCCAUGCAGAGCCCAAGAUGUCCUCUUUUCCCUCAAUUGAAAAUAACCUAGCGGCAGCGAGAAGUGGUUAUCGGCACCAGGCCAAUGAAGCUCUGUACCGCGUAGAGAAGGAGCUGGCUAAGUUCCCCUCUACAAAGAUGGUCACGCUCCAACCCAGGAGCCUAUCAGAGCUGAGCUCGCUCCAUGAAGGCGGGAACGUGGAUUUCAGGCACACCUACCAGACGGUCCAGAUGAAGGCGCUCCCGUCCAUAGUGGACCUUGACGACCAAUCAGCUCACCGGGCGGCUCCGCCCACUCAGGGUCGCAGGGGGAGGCGGCUCAGAGGCAACCAGUCGGACAACGAGCUGGACCGAAGCAGGUGGAAUCCCCGCUCGGAGCACCUGCAGAGGAAGACUCUGGGCAGCAGAGGGCGCACCGGCUCUCUGGACGAGCUGGAGGAGUUUGCCCGCUCCUACGGCGGCACACGGGCCGGCCGAGGGGAUCCCCGGGACCGCGACUACGACCGGGACUCCCCCGGCGGCAGCCCCCCUCGCCGUUUCCGCCGCGAGGAGUACGCCGACGACGACGGAGACUGGCGCCGGCGCAGCCCUUCGCUGGAGAAGAAGAGGAGGGGCACGUGGGACAGCGACCGUCCUUCGCGCCCCUCCGACCGCCGCGCACGCGACGACCGGGGCUACGACGACGGCUUCCUGAGCAGCGUCCUGGACAGCAAGGUCAGGGGUCGGGCGGGGCGCGUCGGGGGUGGCGGGGGCAGGCCGGAGGAGGACAGCGAUACCCCCUCCAAGGGCAGCUCCAGGGGGAAGGGCAGCGACUGCUACUACAGCCGGUCGUCUAGCAACCGUCCCGAGGAAGAGGACUCCCUGCCGCCCUACUCAGAGCUGGAGGGUGAGAGGUACCGCAGGGCCGAGGUGAGCUCGGACCGGUACCGCGAUGUGGAACCGCCCAGCAAAGAGCGCUAUCGCACCGUAGAACCGCCCAGCAGCGAGCGGUAUCGCACCGUAGAACCGCCCAGUAACGAACGCUAUCGCACCGUAGAACCGCCCAGUAACGAACGCUAUCGCACCGCGGAGCCGCCCAGUAAUGAGCGGUAUCGUGCCGCGGAACCGCCCAGUAAUGAGCGGUAUCGUGCCGUGGAACCGCCAACCCGGGAGGUUCUUCGCACAGCAGAACCGUCCAGCAACCAGCGGUACCGCACCGUAGAGCCGCCCGGCACCGAGCGGUACAGGACAGCCGACCCGGACGCGAGGCCGUUCUCUUACCUCCCAGCGCCCCAGAGGGGGCCGCACCACGCCUUACCGGGGGGCCGGGAGGAGCUGGAGAGAAACCGGAACCUGAGCCAUGCACUGAGCCGAGACAAUCUGAUAGUGUGACGACGCAGAACAGCGUGAGUCCUCCCCCCCCCCCCGGCUUCACACACCAUUGCCAUCCAUCACCUUUAAAGACUUUCACACCAAGCAGUCAAAGCAUCUUCUGUGUGCACUCAUGAAGAACCCAACCGUUCACUUAACAUGGAAAGCCCCAUGGUGAAGGAAACCAAGGACCAUCGCUACUUGAAAAGACUCUGGCAAGGAAAUCAACGGAGAUGGAGGGACAUGCAUGAGGAAUGAAUGAGAACCGCAAUAGUGUGCGGAAAGAGUUUAGUACAGCAGAGUAAAGGGUGUACGCGUUCUGACUGAGGAGUAAUGCUGAUAGCACCUGCCUAUAGGUAUUUAUAUGAAUGAAAAUGAAGGUGCUUUCCUGCAGGUCGGAGGUUGCUCUUAUGGUCCUCUUAGAUCAGCAGCGUGACGAAUAAACAAUAAUAAUGCCAUUGCCAAGGUGAGUGCCAUUCUGUACCAGUGCCCAGUUGUUCUGAAUCAUCCAAUUUGUUGCCAAUUUUGUAUGUAUUUUCGUAUGCAUUUUUUUAUUCCAGUACAUUCCUUGUGUUGUGUUACAUUCAGCAAAAAGAGUUCACGGCACUUUGAUCCGGAUUUUUCUACAAUAUUUUUUCAUUUCAGUUUGUUUCUCACUUAAAUUGCCACAGCUCAGGUUUACUCUGUUCAUGCGUGUGUGUGUGUGUGUUUGCGCGUGCGUGUGUGUACACGAACACGUAGGAGUGAGUCUGUGAAUGACUGUGGAUGACUGAGUGCUUUUGUUUGUGCUAUAUAUCUGAUGUGCUUUAGUACUUUUUGUAGCCAGUAUGUAUCAUUGUAUGGUAAUAUAUAUUGAAAUGCACUGAAACUAUCCAAACCCAUUUGUUACAUUAUGAAAAUAUACAGGCCUAGGCUAUUCCAUGGGCUUGGAGUUUGUGCCAUAGCACAUUUUUGUAUUAUACUUGCUUGGAAAAAAUCAAUGCCUUCGAAAUAAAAAAAACUAUGAUCUAUUCAUAAA